Messenger RNA from Uncinocarpus reesii 1704, 537 nucleotides. RefSeq lists its product as uncharacterized. The coding region runs from base 1 to 537 and encodes 178 amino acids. The transcript is spliced from 2 exons. Gene Ontology annotation, biological process: carbohydrate metabolic process. Gene Ontology annotation, cellular component: plasma membrane. The record is from RefSeq and is a predicted model, not a curated record. Lineage: Eukaryota; Fungi; Ascomycota; Eurotiomycetes; Onygenales; Onygenaceae.
AUGCCCGUCGAGCGUUGGACAUCGAAGGCACAGAAGCUUGCAAAUUCGAGAUUGAGUCCGCAUAUAGGGGAAGUCAGCUUCCAUACCGGUAGGUUGUCGCCACUUGGAUCAGCGUCCUUUGGCGCGCCAGUCACGCGUAUCUUAGCUGCUGGCCAGGCACUCCCAUCGCCUUCUGGAGACGGGUACCAUUACAUCCACAAACGUGAUAUCGCGGCUAUCCAGGAUGCAAUGCAUGCGGCCCUGCAUCCGGGUGAUGCCACAGGGGGCGAUGAACUGCUCUACGGGCGUGCGGGAUUGUUACACACACUGUUAAACUUACGAGAGCUACAACUAGACGAUGAGACUAUGCAGGUAUUACGGGCAUCAGUCUUCAAAAAGAUCCCGCUUCUAGUUGACUCCAUGAUUUCCUCUGGUAAGCUUGCAGCGAGAGAGUAUCUUGAGCUGUAUGGAGAGCAAGAGUAUAUGCCGUUGAUGUGGCCGUGGCACGACAAAUAUUAUAUUGGCGCGUGGAAUACUCAACGUCUUACUUGCUUGUGA